Onthophagus taurus is the source of this 2053-nucleotide messenger RNA. RefSeq names its product pancreatic lipase-related protein 2-like. Gene Ontology annotation, molecular function: lipase activity. Gene Ontology annotation, biological process: lipid catabolic process. Lineage: Eukaryota; Metazoa; Arthropoda; Insecta; Coleoptera; Scarabaeidae. The record is from RefSeq and is a predicted model, not a curated record.
UUGAGAAAGUCGUGUUUAUCAAAAAAUACACUACAAAUAAUUUGCAUUCCAUCAAUUUUGAGAUUUAGAGAUCGCAACUCAAUGUUUUAAAUUUAAUUCUCAUGAUUCAAAUGUUUAAAACAUUUCAAUCAUUUUGAUUAUUAAUACCAAAAGUUGUCAGGGACAGUAUUUUGACAACAAUGUCAGAGUCAAAUGUUCCUCAACUUUUUUAUAAUACUCCUAUUUUCUCUGAUAUUAUUUUCACAUGCGAACGUAACGAUUGUUAAAGGAGAUAAAAUUGCUUCAAACGAACCACACAUAUUUGCAACCUGUGUUGAAAGUUUGGGUUGUUUAGACACGAAUGAAAAAUGGUAUCAUCCAAAGUACCGACCAGUUAAUUUGGAACCACUUGACAGAAAUACGAUAAGAACUGAGUUUUUCUUAUUCAAAUCGGGAUCGGGAUGUAACAAUACUAAUAAUGAAACUAAAAACGACAAAGAUAUUCUGUUUGAUAUCAUUUCAAAUCAAAAUCCUGAUACUGCAAAAGUUGCUGGAUAUAAAGAUUGCGGUUGUUUGAAGUUGCUCGUCCAUGAUUUCACGGCAAGUGGGCAUGCGGGAUGGAUUAAACAUAUGGCUAAAGCGUUUUUAGUUGUUAAUCCUUGUAACGUCGUAUCCGUUAAUUGGGAGGCCGGAGCGGAACCACCGUUUGAUCAAGCGAUUGCAAACGCAAGAGUUGUCGCAUUAGAAAUUUACGCUUUCAUAAGAAUGUUACAGGAGCACUUUCAUUUAGAUGUAAAACACGAAAUUCAAAUCGUCGGUCAUGGAGUUGGAGCUCAUAUAGCUGGAUACGUUGGAAAAGCUUUGCAGAAAACGUUACCGAAAAUAACCGGCUUAGAUCCAACCGGUGCUCGAUUUGAAAAUAUGCCACCUGUUGUAAGAUUAGACGUGGAUGAUGCAAAGUUUGUUGAGGUACUUCAUACUGAUGCUUAUAACUCAAGAAGCCAAGGUACGAUGCAGCCUUUAGGGAGAGUAGAUUAUUAUUUAAAUAACGCGGGCCACCAACCUGGUUGUAACGACACUUGGCAAUUACCUAAAUUUACGGAAGUCACAAGAGAUGUGUUACAAGAAGGAAAAAUUUUACCUGCUUGCAGUCAUAAAAGAGCUUAUAAAUAUUAUAUCAGCGCUGCUAUUAAUAAGGAAUGCCCUUUUAUCGGGAUACCAUGCGAAUCUUACGAAAAAUUCAUGAAUGGUAGUUGCACUGAUUGUAGGAAAAGUCAAUGUUUAAUUAUGAGAUACGACUCAUUUUCUAGUGAUGUACCAAAAAAUACUAAAGUCUUUCUAAAUACAAAUUCAGAACCACCUUUUUGUAUGCAUACGUAUGAAAUUGCAAUUUCAGUGGAAAAACAUGAUAAAAUGAAGAAAUUGUUGGGAUUCUUUGAAUUUAUUUUAGUAGACGAAAACAAUAAAGUGUCGUUCGCGUCUCCAUCUAUAGAUGGCACGGUGGCUAGAACAUUUUUACCUGGUUUCGUUCAUUACACAAUUGCAUACGCUCCUCCGCCAGAAAUUGACAAAAUCAAAGAAGCCAAAGUUAAAUGGAGAAACACUAGUAAAUUUAAUUUAAAAAAUAAAUCAAUUUAUGUAAAAUACAUAACGGUUAUGAGAGUUUCAGAAAAAAUGAACGCUCCCGUAAAUGGUUUGUGUCCAGAGGAAGGACCGGAAAUUAAAAAUCGUGAUUUCGUGCAUUUCAAUAAAUGCGAUGUUUCUAAAUUUAAACACGGCGAAGUAAUAGCGGGUGCUGCUGAAUCGGGUUCUAAUAAGACAGCGGCGGCUUCAGGGGAACGAAAAAAUUAUUCUAAAUCUAAUUCCCAUGAGGGCACAUCUGAAUGCAGUAGUUCUGAAGAAACAAAGUAUCCGACAGCUGGAACUACAAAGAGAUCGAAUGCGCCACUUGCCCCAACAACCACUAGUGACCCAAAAUCAUUAGAGAAUUCAAAUGAUUUACCCGAAUGCGAAGCAGUCGAACCUGGAAAAUAAAUUAAUCAUAUUUAUUAAUAGGACGUGAUUUAUUAAUAUU